UGGUUUCCUCUCAUUUCCGGGUCUGUCAUGUGACUCUCCGGCCGCACCAUGGCGGAAGCAGAGGAGCAGGAAACGGGGUCUCUUGAAGAAUCUACAGAGGAGUCUGAGGAGGAAGAGAGUGAAGAGGAGCCCAAACUGAAGUAUGAAAGGCUUUCCAAUGGGGUAACGGAAAUUCUUCAGAAGGAUGCAGCUAGCUGCAUGAUAGUCCAUGACAAGUUUUUGGCACUGGGCACACAUUAUGGCAAGGUUUAUUUACUUGAUGUCCAAGGAAACAUCACUCAGAAGUUUGAUGUAAGUCCUGUGAAGAUAAAUCAGAUUAGCCUGGAUGAAAGUGGAGAACACAUGGGCGUGUGUUCAGAGGAUGGCAAGGUGCAGGUAUUUGGACUGUAUUCUGGAGAAGAAUUUCAUGAGACUUUUGACUGUCCCAUUAAAAUCAUUGCUGUACACCCACAUUUUGUGAGAUCCAGUUGCAAGCAGUUUGUGACUGGAGGGAAGAAGUUGCUGCUGUUUGAACGGUCUUGGAUGAACAGAUGGAAGUCUUGUGUUCUGCACGAAGGGGAAGGGAACAUAAGGAGCGUGAAGUGGAGAGGCCAUCUGAUUGCUUGGGCCAAUAACAUGGGUGUGAAGAUUUUUGACAUCACCUCAAAGCAGAGAAUCACCAAUGUGCCCCGGGAUGAUGUAAGUCUUCGCCCAGAUAUGUAUCCUUGCAGCCUCUGCUGGAAGGACAACGUGACACUGAUUAUUGGCUGGGGAGCUUCUGUCAAGAUAUGUUCGGUGAAGGAGCGGCAUGCCAGUGAAAUGAGGGAUUUGCCAAGUCGGUAUGUCGAAAUAGUGUCUCAGUUUGAAACCGAAUUCUACAUCAGUGGACUUGCACCUCUGUGUGAUCAGCUUGUUGUACUUUCCUACGUAAAAGAGAUUUCAGAGAAAACGGAACGGGAAUACUGUGCCAGGCCUAGACUGGACAUCAUCCAGCCACUUCCAGAGACUUGCGAAGAGAUCUCUUCUGAUGCUUUGACAGUCAGAGGCUUUCAGGAGAAUGAAUGUAGAGAUUAUCAUUUAGAAUACUCGGAAGGGGAAUCACUCUUUUACAUCGUGAGUCCAAGAGAUGUUGUAGUGGCCAAGGAACGAGACCAAGACGAUCACAUUGACUGGCUCCUUGAAAAGAAGAAAUAUGAAGAAGCUUUGAUGGCAGCUGAAAUUAGCCAAAGGAACAUUAAAAGACAUAAGAUUCUGGAUAUUGGCUUGGCAUAUAUAAACCACCUGGUGGAGAGAGGAGAAUAUGACAUAGCAGCACGCAAAUGCCAGAAAAUUCUUGGGAAAAAUGCAGCACUCUGGGAAUAUGAAGUUUAUAAAUUUAAAGAAAUUGGGCAACUUAAGGGUUUUGCCACAUUGAUCCGUGAGUGGCCUGGGGAUCUGUAUAACAAUUCAGUAAUAGUUCAAGCAGUUCGGGAUCACCUGAAGAAAGACAGUCAGAACAAGACUCUACUUAAAACCCUGGCAGAAUUGUACACCUAUGACAAAAACUAUGGCAAUGCUCUGGAAAUAUACUUAACAUUGAGACAUAAAGACGUUUUCCAGUUGAUUCACAAGCAUAAUCUUUUCAGUUCUAUCAAGGAUAAAAUUGUCUUAUUAAUGGAUUUUGAUUCAGAGAAAGCUGUUGACAUGCUUUUGGACAAUGAAGAUAAAAUUUCAAUUAAAAAGGUAGUGGAAGAAUUAGAAGACAGACCGGAGUUGCAGCACGUGUAUUUGCAUAAGCUUUUCAAGAGAGACCAUCACAAGGGGCAGCGCUACCACGAAAAACAGAUCAGUCUUUAUGCUGAAUAUGAUCGACCAAACUUGCUUCCCUUUCUCCGAGAUAGUACCCACUGCCCGCUUGAAAAGGCCCUUGAGAUCUGUCAACAGAGAAACUUUGUAGAAGAAACAGUUUAUCUUCUGAGCCGAAUGGGUAAUAGCCGAAGUGCCCUGAAGAUGAUUAUGGAGGAAUUGCAUGAUGUUGAUAAAGCCAUCGAAUUUGCCAAGGAGCAAGAUGAUGGAGAACUCUGGGAAGAUCUGAUUUUAUAUUCCAUCGACAAACCACCAUUUAUUACUGGCUUGUUAAACAACAUUGGCACGCAUGUUGACCCAAUUCUACUAAUUCAUCGUAUUAAGGAAGGAAUGGAGAUUCCCAAUUUGAGAGAUUCCUUGGUUAAAAUUCUACAGGACUACAAUUUGCAAAUUCUGCUUCGUGAAGGCUGCAAGAAGAUUCUCGUAGCUGACUCUUUGUCCUUACUGAAGAAAAUGCACCGGACUCAAAUGAAAGGUGUUCUAGUCGAUGAGGAGAAUAUCUGUGAAUCGUGCCUUUCCCCCAUUCUUCCAUCAGAUGCAGCUAAGCCCUUCAGUGUGGUGGUCUUCCAUUGCCGGCACAUGUUCCACAAGGAGUGCCUGCCCGUGCCUAGCAUGAAUUCUGCUGCACAAUUCUGCAACAUCUGCAGUGCCAAGAACCGUGGACCAGGAAGUGCAAUUUUGGAGAUGAAAAAAUAGCUCAUUUCUGCUUGUCAGAUUCUUUCUCACCGCUCUUUCUGAGACUAUUUUUGCAACAACAGAAGUGUUUGACACCACUGCUGUUAAGAGAUUUGUUCCUGUUUAUAUUAUGCUAAAAAACAGUUUCCUCAUCUAUGUCUGUCUACUAGAGGUUUCUCUUUGCAGUUGAUAACGAAGUUCAGGCUCUCCCCAUGCCUUGAAAUAAUUUGGGUCCAUAGUCAAUAUUUUGUCAUUUGUUUCUUUGGUUCAUUCUUUAUAUAGUAAAUGGAAACAUAAGUCUAGAGUUAAAAAUGAAUUUUUCAGACCGUAGUAGAACCAUUCAACAACAAAGUUGACUGCUAAGAAUUGUCCCAGCUGCCUAAGAACAUCGCCAACUGCAGUUAUCCAGCAAGCUCCUACCCACAGCUCGGACCUUGUUUCCAUAUGCUCUGCUGGCACCCAUUCUUGCAUUCAGCAUUUGACUUGUUUUUAUAUGUCAUCAACUGUGGUUAUCUUCUUAAUAGGCAUUUAAUGAAACAUCGUGCAAAUUGUCACUCAUUCAGUGACAUCUGGGAAUAAUAUUAGCAGGCUGUUUUCCUGUGCCUUGUAUGUUUGCUAAUCACAUGUUCUGUGUUCCCUGAUGACUAGCAGAGUGUCUGGCCUUGGCAGGUACUCAGCAUUUGUUGACUGAAUAAAUGUUAGCUCUUCUC
Molecule: messenger RNA, 3209 nt
Organism: Propithecus coquereli (Coquerel's sifaka)
Lineage: Eukaryota; Metazoa; Chordata; Mammalia; Primates; Indriidae
Gene: VPS41
Product: vacuolar protein sorting 41 homolog (S. cerevisiae)
Exons: 28
Coding region: 49-2520 (823 amino acids)
Biological process (GO): macroautophagy; cellular response to starvation; endosomal vesicle fusion
Cellular component (GO): late endosome; HOPS complex
Molecular function (GO): protein binding
Source: RefSeq, a predicted model, not a curated record